Messenger RNA from Arvicola amphibius (Eurasian water vole), 1969 nucleotides. It is a transcript of the gene Dbr1, whose product is annotated as debranching RNA lariats 1. Gene Ontology annotation, biological process: mRNA splicing, via spliceosome. The coding region runs from base 133 to 1779 and encodes 548 amino acids. Gene Ontology annotation, molecular function: RNA lariat debranching enzyme activity. Lineage: Eukaryota; Metazoa; Chordata; Mammalia; Rodentia; Cricetidae. The record is from RefSeq and is a predicted model, not a curated record. The transcript is spliced from 8 exons. Gene Ontology annotation, cellular component: nucleus.
CUGAACUCGCCGCCGCUGUGUUAAAGUUGGCGGGAGCCGUCCGGGUGGGACCUGUCCGGUGUUCUCUGCCGUCGUGUCCGGCCUGCUGGUAGUCGAGGGCUCAGCGGUGGAGUUCCGCGGCCCGUCGGCACGAUGCGGGUGGCUGUGGCUGGCUGCUGUCAUGGCGAACUGGACAAGAUCUACGAGACUCUGGCCCUGGCGGAGCGCCGCGGCCCGGGACCGGUGGACGUCCUUCUGUGCUGCGGCGACUUCCAAGCGGUGCGCAACGAGGCCGACCUGCGCUGCAUGGCGGUGCCGCCCAAGUACCGCCACAUGCAGACCUUCUACAGAUACUACUCUGGAGAGAAAAAGGCCCCAGUUCUCACAAUCUUCAUCGGAGGAAACCAUGAAGCCUCAAACCAUUUGCAAGAGUUACCCUAUGGUGGCUGGGUAGCACCAAAUAUUUACUAUUUAGGUUUGGCUGGUGUAGUAAAAUACCGAGGUGUAAGGAUUGGUGGGAUCUCUGGCAUCUUCAAAUCUCAUGACUAUCGAAAAGGUCAUUUUGAGUGCCCCCCUUAUAAUUCAUCUACCAUAAGGAGUAUAUAUCACGUGAGAAACAUAGAGGUCUACAAACUGAAACAGUUGAAGCAGCCUGUAGAUAUAUUCUUAUCUCAUGACUGGCCAAGAAGUAUAUAUCAUUAUGGAAAUAAGAAGCAGCUUCUUAAGACCAAAUCUUUUUUUCGCCAAGAAGUGGAAAGUAACACACUAGGGAGUCCUGCUGCCUCAGAGCUGCUGGAGCACCUAAAGCCCGCAUACUGGUUUUCUGCGCAUCUUCAUGUGAAAUUUGCAGCCUUGAUGCGGCAUCAGGCCACAGAUAAAGAACAAGCAUGCAAAGAAACCAAGUUUUUAGCCUUGGACAAAUGCUUACCACACAGAGACUUUCUUCAGGUGUUAGAAAUAGAACAUGAUCCCAGUGCUCCUGAGUACUUAGAGUAUGAUAUUGAAUGGCUUACUGUUCUCAGGGCCACUGAUGACCUGAUUAAUGUGACCGGGAACCUGUGGAAUAUGCCUGAAAACAACGGUCUUCAUACAAGGUGGGAUUAUAGUGCAACCGAAGAAGCUAUGAAGGAAGUAAUGGAAAAAUUGAACCAUGACCCUAAAGUUCCCUGUAACUUCAGUAUGACAGCAGCUUGUUAUGAUCCUAGUAAGCCACAGUCACAAGUGCAGCUGGUUCACAGGAUCAAUCCACAGACUACUGAAUUUUGUGCCCAGCUUGGCCUCACAGACAUUAAUGUCAUGCUUCAGAAGGACAAGGAAGAGCAACAUCUGUGUGGAGAAUAUGAACAGCAGGGUGAUGUGGGGACCGAUGAGUCUGAAGAAGACCGGAGUGAGUACAGCACAGACACAUCUGCUCUGUCCUCCUUUAAUCCGGAUGAAAUAAUGCUGGAUGAGGAGGAGGAGGAGGUGGAGGAGGAGGAGGAGGUAGGUCCUCCUGGUGACGUGACUACACCCUCUGUAGAACCUUCUUCCCAACAAGCUUCUGACUUCUCCACGAGCUUUUCUGACAUCAGGAACUUGCCAAGCUCUAUGUUUGUGUCUUCUGAUGAUGCAUCCCAUUCUCCGACUGGUGGGGAGGGAAAUCCUGGUGAGACUGUGCAGUCGGAGGAUGAAAAGUCCUUGACUGACUUUCCACUGAAGAGGCUGAGUAAUGAACAUGAGCCUGAGCAAAGAAAGAAAAUUAAGAGGCGGAAUCAAGCCAUCUAUGCUGCCGUAGACGAUGGUGGUGAUAAUGAUGAUUAAGACAGGAACUUGCCUUAGUGAUGUAUGUAGUAUGUGAUUUCAACACCCUAUUUUUAGGGUUGAAUUUUUGAUAAAUUACUGGGCUUUGUAAUAAUGAAGUGAUGGAAUUUUGGUUAUAUAUAACUUUGUUUUUAGGAUUAUGUUUGUAUUUUUCAGAUAUAAACUUAUUAAAAUUUCAUAUGAAAUUUGA